Morus notabilis is the source of this 2287-nucleotide messenger RNA. Its product is annotated as threonine dehydratase biosynthetic, chloroplastic. The transcript is spliced from 10 exons. Gene Ontology annotation, biological process: L-threonine catabolic process. The record is from RefSeq and is a predicted model, not a curated record. Gene Ontology annotation, molecular function: threonine deaminase activity; pyridoxal phosphate binding. NCBI's taxonomy places the organism in Eukaryota, Viridiplantae, Streptophyta, Magnoliopsida, Rosales, Moraceae. The coding region runs from base 61 to 1926 and encodes 621 amino acids.
AUUAUCAGUCGCCUCCAACACGAACUUGAAAAAACUCUCUCUCUAAGAAACCGAAAAUCCAUGGAGGCGCUGCGCCUGACUCGGGCCCAUUCGCCUCUCCUCCCAUCAAAAUGGCCGGAAUUGGCCCAACGCAGGCCCAAUGAAGCCCACCGAGCUGCGAACGGCCGCCAAAUCAGGCCCUUCAUCGCCGCCACGCUUUCCAAACCGGCGGCCGAGAUUUCCCCCAAUCCAUCAGCUCCCUCCGCCGGAAAUGGUGCUGCGGCGGCGACGUUGCGGAAUCCUCCGACGGCUCCGGCUCGCUUGAGAGUAUCCGCCGAUUCCCUCCAGUACCCCGCGGGCUACGUCGGCGCAGCACCGGACCGCUCCGCCAUCGGCGACGGAGACGAUGCGCUGAGCUACCUGACGAACAUUCUGUCGUCGAAGGUCUAUGACGUCGCGAUCGAGUCGCCGCUGCAUUUCGCGCCGAGGCUCUCCGAGAGGCUCGGCGUUAAGGUUUGGCUCAAGAGGGAAGAUUUACAGCCGGUUUUCUCGUUUAAGCUCCGUGGAGCUUAUAACAUGAUGGCCAAGCUCACGAAGGAGGAUUUGGAGAGGGGGGUGAUUUGCUCGUCGGCUGGGAAUCACGCUCAAGGAGUUGCAUUGGCCGCCAAGAAAUUGGGUUGUGAUGCGGUGAUCGCCAUGCCCGUCACCACACCAGAAAUCAAGUGGCAAUCUGUUGAGAGACUUGGAGCUACGGUGGUUCUUGUGGGAGAUUCUUAUGAUGAAGCACAAGCUUAUGCUAAGAAAAGGAGUGAAGAGGAAGGGCGUGCGUUCAUACCUCCAUUUGAUCAUCCAGAUGUUAUCAUGGGCCAAGGGACCGUUGGAAUGGAGAUUGUGCGCCAAAUGAAAGGUCCAUUGCACGCCAUCUUUGUGCCUGUCGGUGGUGGCGGCCUAAUUGCCGGUAUUGCUGCUUAUGUCAAGAGGGUCACCCCCGAGGUGAAGAUAAUAGGGGUUGAGCCCUCCGAUGCAAAUGCUAUGGCGUUAUCGUUACACCAUGGUCAGAGGGUGAUAUUAGACCAGGUGGGAGGUUUUGCAGAUGGUGUUGCUGUAAAAGAGGUCGGGGAAGAGACUUUUCGCUUGUGCAGAGAAUUGGUAGAUGGUGUUGUUCUUGUAAGCCGAGAUGCUAUUUGCGCCUCAAUAAAGGACAUGUUUGAGGAAAAAAGGAGUAUCUUGGAACCAGCAGGUGCGCUUGCUCUUGCUGGAGCUGAAGCAUACUGCAGAUAUUAUGGUAUUAAAGGAGAAAAUGUUGUAGCAAUAAGCAGUGGGGCAAAUAUGAACUUUGAUAAACUUAGAGUGGUGACUGAACUUGCUAAUGUUGGUCGCCAACAAGAGGCAGUGCUUGCAACAGUUUUGCCUGAGGUGGCUGGGAGCUUCAAACAUUUUUGUCAACUGGUGGGUCCAAUGGAUAUUACUGAAUUCAAAUAUAGAUAUAGCUCUGACAAAGAGGCUGUUGUAUUGUACAGUGUUGGUGUUCAUACAGUUUCAGAACUCAAGGAAAUGGUGGAGCGAAUGGCGUCUUCUCAACUUCAAACUUACAAUCUCACAGAAAAUGAUUUGGUUAAAGAUCACUUGCGUUACUUGAUGGGUGGGAGAUUAAAUGUGCAAAAUGAGGUCCUUUGUCGUUUCGUCUUCCCAGAGAGACCUGGUGCUUUGCUGAAGUUCUUGGAUGCGUUCAGUCCUCGUUGGAAUAUUACUUUGUUCCAUUACCGUGGACAGGGUGCAACGGGUGCAAAUGUGUUGGUGGGGAUUCAGGUUCCAAGCUCUGAGAUGGAUGAGUUCCGUGAUCGUGCGGAUAGUCUAGGAUAUGAAUAUACAGUGGAUGAAAAAUGGUGCAAUCAUGUUGGUGGUAAUCCAGGUUCCGAUGUGAAUAAGUUUCAUGAUCUGGGAUGAGUAUGCAGUGGUAAGCAAUUACGGUGAUUUCAGACUUUUUGAUGCAAAUUGCAAAGCCCAUCCCUUACUCCCUUUGUUUAAAAAAGCAGGAGUCUUUGUUCUUUAGUAAUCAGCAGCACCAAAUUAGGUAAAUCAGAACCAUAUCUUAUCUACAGAAACCCCCAUUUUGUUGUUUUUGCAAGAUUAGCUUAUCACUUUGACCAAAUGAGUGAGUGGGUUGUAUCAUUUUCUUCUGGUGAUCGCUUCAUGGACCAUAACGGAAGAAUGUAGAAGAAUUAAUUUUAUUUUCUAUAACGGAAGAAUUAAUUGUUUCUAGAUUAAUGUCAUGCAUUUCUAGAAUUAUUUUCACAUAGAAUAAACG